Molecule: messenger RNA, 1686 nt
Organism: Heteronotia binoei (common prickly gecko)
Lineage: Eukaryota; Metazoa; Chordata; Lepidosauria; Squamata; Gekkonidae
Gene: ATP6V0D2
Product: ATPase H+ transporting V0 subunit d2
Exons: 8
Coding region: 60-1115 (351 amino acids)
Biological process (GO): vacuolar acidification; proton transmembrane transport; vacuolar transport
Cellular component (GO): early endosome; vacuolar proton-transporting V-type ATPase complex; lysosomal membrane
Molecular function (GO): proton-transporting ATPase activity, rotational mechanism
Source: RefSeq, a predicted model, not a curated record
AGUGUACCAGGCUCAGUACUCUACAAGCCAAGAGAAACAUCCAAGCUACCUUGUCCACUAUGCCAGGCUGUUCAGAAUUUUACUUCAAUGUGGAUCAUGGGUACCUAGAAGGACUGGUCCGAGGCUUCAAAGGUGGAAUCUUGAAGAAUGCUGACUAUGUCAACUUAGCACAAUGUGAAACUCUGGAAGACCUGAAAUUACACCUACAGACUACAGACUAUGGAAAUUUCUUGGCUAAUGAAACUGGUCCCCUCACAGUAUCAAUCAUUGAUGACAAACUAAAAGCCAAACUACUCACAGAAUUCACAUACUUCAGAAACCAUGCGUUUGAGCCACUUUCCACAUUCCUAAACUAUAUUACGUAUAGCUAUAUGAUUGACAAUGUGAUUCUCCUCAUCACUGGCACAUUGCAUCAGCACCCGGUAGAAGAACUGGCUCUCAAGUGCCAUCCUUUGGGACGAUUUGAGCAGCUGGAAGCUGUUGGCAUUGCCCUAAACCCUGCAGAGCUGUUCAACGCAAUCUUGGUAGACACACCUUUAGCUGCUUUUUUCCAAGACUGCCUGUCUGAAAAUGACCUAGAUGAAAUAAACAUUGAAAUCAUGCGCAACAAACUGUACAAGUCUUACCUUGAGGCAUUCUAUACAUUCUGCAGAAAUCUAGGUGGUACUACAGCGGAUAUAAUGUGCCCCCUUUUAGAGUUUGAAGCAGACAGGCGUGCCUUCAUCAUCACAAUUAAUUCAUUUGGCACCGAACUAAGCAAAGAGGACAGGCAGAAGCUGUAUCCGAAAUGUGGGAAGCUGUAUCCAGAAGGCUUACUUCUGCUCGCCAAUGCAGAGGAUUAUGAGCAAGUCAAGGGCGUGGCGGACUACUAUGGUGAAUACAGAGCUUGCUUUGAAGGGGUUGGAGGUGGAACUGGUGAAAAAACCUUAGAAGAUGCUUUUUUUGAACAGGAGGUCAGAAUGAAUGUACUGGCAUUCAACAACCAGUUCCAUUUUGGAGUCUUUUAUGCCUAUGUGAAGCUGAAAGAGCAAGAGAGCAGAAAUAUUGUCUGGAUUGCUGAAUGCAUCUCCCAGAGGCACCGAACAAAAAUUAACAACUAUAUACCUAUUUUCUGAACUGGAUACUCAUGAUACAUAUGAACAGUAGUACCUACUUACUAAAUUGGCUUUUUAAAUCAAAUUUGUCAUGACAUUCAAAAAGAGGGGGAAAGGAGUUUGACCACCCAGGAAAGCCCAUUUUACAGUGGUCAAUCUGAUCAGUUGUUUGUGUGAAAUAGUUCAUACAGGGCCCAAACCGACAUGGCAACCAUCAGAGAUCUUCAUUAGUGAUGCACAACUCUGAUUUGCAUCAGGACCACCACGUAGGGAGUGGAGAGAAAGUUUUUCUUAAAAGUGCUAAUAACACCACUGGGUGUUAUUUCAGUUAGUAAAACCAUGAGGGAUUUGAAAGAUGAAUCCCCCUCUUCUAUUCUUGCAUGGCCCUGAUCUACAAUGGGCUACAUGUACCUGUAAUUUACCUUCUGAAGAUGACUUAAAAUCUGGGAAUCUCAUCUUUUUACAUCCUCAGAUAAUCAAACCAUUUUGCAAAUAUAUAAACACAAAGGUUUUGUGAUAACAGUAUGGAAAUCCUAACAUCCCCCCGUGAUAUCAUUUGGUCACCAUACAGUAGCAUCUGUCUUAAGUUGCA